This is a messenger RNA of Passer domesticus (house sparrow), 3283 nucleotides long. RefSeq names its product ephrin type-B receptor 4-like. Gene Ontology annotation, molecular function: transmembrane-ephrin receptor activity; ATP binding; protein binding. Gene Ontology annotation, biological process: protein phosphorylation; ephrin receptor signaling pathway; axon guidance. The record is from RefSeq and is a predicted model, not a curated record. NCBI's taxonomy places the organism in Eukaryota, Metazoa, Chordata, Aves, Passeriformes, Passeridae. Gene Ontology annotation, cellular component: plasma membrane; dendrite.
CGCCAUGGGGCUGUGGCUGUUUUGGCUCUGGGUCCCCCUGGGGCUGGCGGAGGAGGAGACGCUGCUGGACACGCGGCUGGAGACGAGCGAGCUGCGCUGGACCGUGCACCCGCCGGGGGAGGGGCAGUGGGAGGAGCUGAGCGCGCUGGACGCCGAGCUGGGCGGGGCCGUUCGCACCUUCGAGGUCUGCUCGGGGCGGGGCGGGGCCGGCCCCGCCCACAACGACCGGAGCCCCGCCCACAACAGCUUUAGCCCCUCCCAUCACAGCUUUAGCCCCUACCACAACAGCUUUAGCCCCGCCCACAAUGACCGGAGCCCCGCCCAGAACAGCCUUAGCCCCGCCCACGAUGGCCGUGGCCCCACCCAGAACAGCCUUAGCCCCGCCCCUGAGGGGCGUGGCCCCGCCCAGAACAGCUGGCUGCGCUCGCGCUGGGUGCCGCGCGGCGACGCCACCACGGUGCUGGCAGAGCUGCGCUUCACCGUGAUGGCCCCUCGAUCUCCAUGGAAACACCCUGAAACCCUUGAUCUCCAUGGAAACCACCCCGAACCCCCCGACCUCCACGACAGCGACGCCCCUCCCCAGCUGUUCCACCCGCGGGGCCCCGCCCGGCGCCGCCGCGCCGCGCCGCGCGCCUGCAAGGAAACCUUCUCGGUGUUCUACCACGAGUCGGACGCCGACACGGCCACGGCCACCUCGCCGCCCUGGAUGGAGAACCCCUACGUCAAGGUGGACACCGUGGCCGCCGAGCACCUGGCGCGCUGGCCGGGGAGCGGCGGCGCCGGGCCGCGGGGCCGCGUCAACCGCAAGGUGCUGCGGCUGGGCCCGCUGAGCCGCGCCGGCUUCUACCUGGCCUUCCAGGACCUGGGCGCCUGCAUGGCGUUGCUCUCCGUGCGCCUCUUCUUCCGCCGCUGCCCGGCCGCCACCGCGCGCCUGGCGCGCUUCCCGGCCACCGUGCCCGCCGAGCUGGUGGCGCCCGUGGCCGGGGCCUGCGUGCCGGGCGCCGUGCCGGCGGGCGAGGGCCGGCCGCUGAUGUACUGCCGCGAGGACGGGCGCUGGGCCGAGCCGCCCGCGCUGGGCUGCGUCUGCGGGGUCGGCAUGGAGCCCAGUGAAGAAACGGGGUGCCGGCCCUGCCCCCCCGAGACGUUCAAGGCGGAGGCGGGGGGGGGGUCGCUGCCGGCCCUGCCCCCCCCAGAGCGAAGCCCCCUCCCCCGGCGCCGCCGCCUGCCCCUGCCGGGCCGGCUUCUUCCGCGCCCCCGGAGAGGGACCCCCGGACCGCUGCUCCGCGCCCCCCUCGGCCCCCCGCGCGCUGGCGGCGCAGGUGAACGGCUCGGGGGUCCGCCUGUCCUGGAGCCCCCCCCGGGCGGGGGGCGAGCGCCCGGACCUGCGCUACCACGUGGGGUGCCGGGCGUGCCCCCCGCCCCGGGGCGCGCCCCCCGCCUGCGGGCCCUGCGCCGGCCUGGCCUGGACGCCCCCUCCCCAGGGGCUGCGGACCCCCGCGGUCAGCGCGGCCGGGCUGCGCCCCGCCUCACCUACAGCUUCCGCGUCAGCGCCCGCAGCGGGGUCACCCCCCCCGGGACCCCCGAGCCCCCCGCGGCCGAGAUCAACGUCACGGCGGGGGCCGACGGACGGUGCCGCGGCCGCGGGCGGAGCUGGGGGGGCUGCGCCGGGGGGGGCUCUACGGGGUGCGGGUGCGGGCGCGCUCGCCGGGGGGCUACGGCGACUUCGGGCCCGAGACCACCGUCAGCAUCCCGGGAGCUGAGGGGUCCCGGGGGGGUCCCGGGGGGGCCGUGGCCGGAGCCGCUGCCCUGGGGGGGCUCCUGGUGCUGGCGCUGCUGGGGGGGGCCCUGCUCGGCCUCAGGCGCUGGCGGCUCCGGGCGGAGAAACGGCAACGAGACCCCGGGGGGCGCGGCGGCGCGUUCUACAUCGACCCCCCUGACCUACGAGGAGCCCGAGGUGGCGCUGAGGGACCUGGCGCAGGAGAUCGACGUCACCUGUGUCACCAUCUGCGAGGUCAUCGGGGCAGGCGAGUUCGGCGAGGUGUGGCGCGGGCGGCUGGCGCUGCCGGGCCAGCCCGAGGCCGAGGUGGCCGUCAAGACGCUCAAGGGCGGCGCGGGCGAGCGGCAGCGGCGCGAGUUCCUGCGCGAGGCCGCGCGCAUGGCGCAGUUCCUGCACCCCAACGUGCUGCGGCUGCGCGGCGUCGUCAGCGCCGGCUCGCCCGCCAUGAUCGUCACCGAGUUCCUGGAGCACGGGGCCUUGGACGCCUUCCUCAGGGGCCGGGAGGGGACGCUGUCCCCGCUGCAGCUGGUGGCCAUGCUGCGCGGCAUCGCCGCCGGCAUGCGCUACCUGGCCGAGGCCGGCUUCGUGCACCGCGACCUGGCCGCGCGCAACAUCCUGGUGGACGCGCACCUCGUCUGCAAGGUGUCCGACUUCGGGCUGUCGCGGGCGCUGGACGGGGACAGGGACAACGACCCCACCUACACCAGCUCCCUGGGCGGGAAGAUCCCGAUCCGCUGGACGGCGCCCGAGGCCAUCGCCUUCCGCACCUUCACCUCGGCCAGCGACGCCUGGAGCUACGGCAUCGUCAUGUGGGAGGUGCUGAGCUUCGGCGAGCGGCCCUACUGGGACAUGUCCAACCAGGACGUGAUCGACGCGAUCGAGCAGGAGUACCGGCUGCCGGCGCCGCCGCGCUGCCCGGCACCGCUGCACGCGCUGAUGCUGCAGUGCUGGCAGCGCGAGCGCAGCGCCCGGCCCAGCUUCCCGCAGCUGCUGCGCGCCCUCGACCGCCUGAUGCGGCACCCCGAGCGCCUGCGCGCCCCGCCCGGGUCAGCGGGGGCUGGGGAGGGGGCUGGGGGGGCUUGGGGAGGGGCCCCUCCCCCCCCCUGCCUGGAGCCCACCCCCCCCGAGCCCGCCCCCCCCGGGGGUCUCGGGGGGUACCAGGAGCCCCUCGGGGUCGCCGGGGUCAGCGGGGUCAGCGGGGUCAGCGGGGUUGCCGGGCUGGAGCUGCUGCCGCGGCUGUGCCGAGAGGACCUGCUGCGCAUGGGGGGUGACGCUGCCCGGGCGGCAGAGCCCCCCCAAAGGGGACCCCCGGUGCUGACCACGCCCCCGGCCCCGCCCCCGUGGGCGGGGCCUGCACUGGGCGAUCUCGGGGCGGAGCCCGAGUGGGCGUGGCCACCAGUGGGAGUGGUCAAAGCCGAGUGGGCGUGGCCAACACGGGUGUUGUCAUUGAUGGGCGUGGUCAUAGUGGGCGUGGUCACCGCCAAUAAACGCAGCCGAUGCAAAUGA